This is a messenger RNA of Macroventuria anomochaeta, 1828 nucleotides long. RefSeq lists its product as uncharacterized. The transcript has a single exon. The coding region runs from base 441 to 1517 and encodes 358 amino acids. The record is from RefSeq and is a predicted model, not a curated record. NCBI's taxonomy places the organism in Eukaryota, Fungi, Ascomycota, Dothideomycetes, Pleosporales, Didymellaceae.
AGUCUUUGCACCUGCUGCGCGCUCCGCUCUCUUCUUCUUGCACGCUCCUCAUGUAAUGCGCCGUGACUUUGCGCGACCGUAAUUAUCUUGCGCGUCCGUCCGUUGAGGCGUGCCCUGUUGAUCAUUUCAUCCGUGUUAUAUGCAAACCCCUGCCCGCCAACCCGCUUUCCCUUCUCCACAUAAGUCGCCGACCACUACCAACCCGCCCUGCUCCGCUGCAGCACGUUAGAUACUCUCCACCAACGCCCACCUCUACUUCACGACCUUCACGACUGCUCGUUGGACGACUCUGCUUUCCGUACCUCGUACUCCCUCUUACGCACGCCAUUCCCACGCAUUCACCUUUUACUCUCCUAUACUGGUCAUCAUUCGACUCCGCUUACAAACCACGCACUACACCACAACACCUCAACACCUUGCAUACGACCAACCCGCCCAGCAUGUCAGAUAUCGCCCAGUCCUUCGCCUUUCUGCAACACACUAUACCACAAUGGCUCCAGGAUGUUACGAACGUAGAAGAGAAGGUCACCAGCAUGCAAGAGGAGAUUGCUAGGGUAUCUGUGUCGGCAUCGCCGUUCGUAAAGGGCAGGACAGGGUCUAUGGAGUCGAUACGACCUGAGAAACUAGACACUGUCAUAGAAGAGAUGGCGCCAUUGAACAACACACCGUUCAACCCGCUUGGUAGCCGUAAACGCAAAUCGCCCUCGAUCACUUCUGGUCGCGCCUUAGGACCCACGAGAUACCGCCCAAAGACGAUGGUGGUCGUCAGUUACGAUGGAGACAUGCAGAAGUCGUUCGAGCUGCUCGUACGAGGGCUGGCAACAGGGCGCAACAUGCUGAGGAAGGCAAAGAUGGAGGCGAAGAUGGCCGAAUUGGCUGCCAUCGCAGGCUCAAGCGAAGACGAGGAUGAGGAAGAGGACGAUGAGGAAGAGCACAUCAUGUCGAAGAUCAGCUAUCGACCACAAAUGGCAUCCAUGCGAAUACGUGCUGCAGCGGCCAGACGAGGUGGUCGAGGCGGUCGUAGUGGUGGUCCAGCUCCGCCAGUCGAGCUUUUCGAGACAACAGACAAGACAUUGGAGCAAGCACAGGAGCUGUGUGAGAAGUCGGCCCACCUCACCCUACGUGAUGGCGACUGCGGAACCGAGCUGAAGCUUGUUCGAAUGUACUUGGAGAACGUUCUCUCCACGGCGAAGGUAGAAGUCACGAAGUGCGCUGCUAGCCAAUCACAACCGACACAACUUCCACAAGACCAAGACACGUCCGAUACAUCAGUGUCUUCGAUAGAGCCAUCGUACAAGAGACACUUCCCAAGCAUCUCCGCACCCAAGCCAACAUCUGAAUCAGAAGCAAAUUUGGAGCCCGUCACCACUCAAUCAACCAUUCGUACGCCUGUCGCAGCCCCAAUUACUGCACCGAAGACGAUGGAUAUUGAGGUCGACGAUGAUGACGAAGAUGAAGACAUGGAAUUCGUCAUGCCACCUGUGCGCUUUACCUCGCGGCGAGCUGCUCGCGCCUAAAAAACAUCUCACUGUACAUUGUUUGGUCAUAUUUGCGUUCGAGCGAUUUAUUUGGAUACUCUUUACAUGGCGUCUCAAGGGCAUAUCGAAGGGGCAGUAUACCAGGUUGCAUCAUGCCUGUUAUAAUGAGGAUACCCCAUUUGCAUCACCUACAUUGAAAUGGCAGAGGGAAUUGCCACUCGCUUUUGCUUCAAUAUAUGUUUACUCGACAUCUUAAUUACUGUCACUUCAUUGCAUUUGGCAGACGCUGCUGAUGCUUUGAACUACCCAUAGCGAUACCCAAUGCACUGCGUUUAUCACCAAUGUUACAG